Blastomyces dermatitidis ER-3 is the source of this 2365-nucleotide messenger RNA. RefSeq names its product NAD+ kinase. Bases 561 to 1961 code for a protein of 466 amino acids. Gene Ontology annotation, molecular function: NAD+ kinase activity. The record is from RefSeq and is a predicted model, not a curated record. NCBI's taxonomy places the organism in Eukaryota, Fungi, Ascomycota, Eurotiomycetes, Onygenales, Ajellomycetaceae. Gene Ontology annotation, biological process: NADP+ biosynthetic process; NAD+ metabolic process. The transcript has 4 exons.
CUUUUUUCACACAUGGAUGGGAUGGGUACUGGAAGACAGGCUGUAUAAAGGAUAAAGGAUACUAAGGAUAGCUACCUCUUGUCUUCUGCUUACAAGUUACUGGAUAUACUAUACUGUCCUUUGCUGCACUAAUCUCACUGUGGGUCCCUCGCAAAUCAUAUUAAAUACUACCAAGUAACGAACGAUACGAUACUCCUUGACACCCCCGCCGCUGGCCCAAUCACUAGCUAACGCUUCAGUAGCUCCUAUGGAUUCCAUGAACUCUUGCCUGCCUCUUUGAUGUAUCCAAUAAUGAUGUUAAUGAUACCUCCGCACUUGGCUCCUUGAAGCAACAGGAUUGUCAUAACCUAUUUAUUCAUACUCUUUCCUUGGGUGUUUGCACGCUGGUGGGAGGGAGUAAACAAAGGGUCAAGGCAAAGUUGAAAAAAGGAACAGAGCGGGGGAAAAGGGAGAAGAGACUGCCUGAUUUCCUAAUGACUAUGGCCCUAUUUCACUACCCUUGAUUUCCCGCGCGUUGUGUUACCAAACCCGCUUUCGACUCUGACGGAAUACAAGAUAUAAUGGAACUGGCUGUGAGAAGAAGAGGCCUUGGGCGGGUUCUUGUUUCUGUUUCUUUUCCUGCUUGGGGACGAAAAUCUGUGGCCAGGGAUGGAUGGCGGCGUGCCUUUUCCGCAGCUGCGCAUCUCCGCAAGGUCGAAGAUAUUGGCCGUCUGCCGGAUUCCGUUUUCCCACGGUAUGAAGAAUCGCGGGGUAGUGAUCUCCUAGCUCUCCGGUGGCCAAAACCACCACAGAAUGUCCUCCUCGUUAGAAAGAAAGGGGCACCACAUGUGACCCAGUCACUCAUUGAAUUCGCAAAUCACAUAAAGUCGACCUAUUCCCCUAUUUCUGUUAUAUUGGAGCGCGAAACCGCUGCGGAAGUUCACGAUGUGCUGCCAUUCCCUGUAUAUACUAACCUGGACUCGGAAAAACUACCGCCAGAGAAAAUCGAUCUCACAGUCACAAUGGGCGGUGACGGAACCAUCCUACGCGCAUCUUCCUUCUUUGCAACAUCCACAAUAGUCCCGCCAAUUCUAGCUUUCAGCAUGGGAACGCUAGGGUUUCUCGGAGAAUGGAAGUUUUCAGAAUACAAAGGUGCCUUUAGGGAAGUAUAUAUGUCCGGAGCCGGACCAGGGAACCACGCAUCUCUAUUAGAGCGGUGUGUGGAAAGUGCGAGUCCAGACGACACCCUAUCGGCGUCGACGACGCCACCCUCAUCAGCACAGGGCUGGGAUUUAGUUCGCGGAAAGUCCAUGGGAGCAUCAAGACCCGCAAAGAUCCUCGUUCGCAGCCGCCUACGGGUGGGAGUAUACACUCCAGACGGGCGCCCGGUGCACCGCGACGGUGCAACGAUGGCCUCCCCCUCGGACGACGACGGCGGCGUUCACGCCAUGAACGAAGUGGUCAUCCACCGCGGCAAACAACCACACCUUGCCAUCGUCGAGGUCUACGUGGGCGGGCGCUUCCUCACCGAAGCAGUCGCGGAUGGCAUGAUCAUCUCCACACCCACGGGCAGCACAGCAUACAGCCUCAGCAGCGGCGGGAGCAUCAUCCACCCGCUCGUGCCGUCCUUGCUGGUCACGCCCAUCUGUCCACGUAGUCUUAGCUUCCGCCCUCUUGUCAUCCCUUCUAGCACGCCUGUGACGCUAAGACUUAGCGAGAAGAAUCGCGGGCGUGAGGUUGAAGUUAGUAUUGACGGGGUGAUGAUGGCGCAGGGGUUGAGGGUUGGGAUGGAGGUGAGGGUGUGGGGAGAGGAGAUUCAGAAGAGUAACGGGGAGUGGAAAGGGGGGAUUCCGUGUGUGAUGAGGAAGACGCUGGGAGAUGGGAAUGGUGGGAAUGGUGGUGGAGGUGAUGCGGCAGAUGGGUGGGUGGGGGGUUUGAAUGGGUUGUUGAAGUUUAAUUAUCCGUUUGGGUCGGAGGUAUGAGAUGAACAGGCCAGGAGAGAUUGCUCCUCUCUAUUUUUUAUUUCGUGGUAUAAGGUGGUUCGACAGUUUGUGAUGUGAUGAACGCCCCGUGAAGUCCUCAUUUAUUAUCUUUCUCCUUUUUAACGACUGAUUGAUUUAGUUCACUGUACUGCCCUGUCACGCAUUCGGUAACUUCGUCAUUCUACAUCCUCCCUUCCCAUCUCGCGUGUCUAUUAUACCUACAUGGACUGAAUCUGUUUACCCUUUUCCUACUCUUAAGACUCACUACACACUCCCACCCCUUUUUCCCACAGCCCAAUCCGUCUCCCCGCUUAUUUAUUCUACGAAUAUCGUAUAUAUGUUUAUAUGUAUAUACCUGCGGGCUAAUUUACAUAGCUCUGCCUACCUACCUACCUACCUACCUA